UCUCUCUCUCUCUCCCCCCCACUCUCUCUCUCUCUCUCUCUCUCUCUCUGUCAGUUCGCAAAUGCAGAGGGGCGACGGCUCUCAAGAAGCGGAGCAAGAACCGGCGACUGCCGGGACCGUCGUCACGGCCCACCAUGAGUCGGUGCCGGCCGGCCUGACCUGGGACGAGUUCAACGAGCUGGUGCCGGUCGUGAGGGAGCUGCACACCUACAGGCUAACCCCCGGGCGGUGUUCCUCCCUGCUUGCCCAGAGGAUCCACGCGCCACGCGCCACCGUCUGGUCCAUCGUCCGCCGCUUCGACCGGCCUCAGGUCUACAAGCACUUCAUCAAGAGCUGCUCCGUCGGCGACGACUUCACAUUGACCGCCGGAUGCACCCGGUACGUGAGCGUGAUAACGGGCCUGCCAGCGGAGACGUCGACGGAGAGGCUAGACAUGCUGGACGACGAGCGGCACAUCACGGGGUUCAGCAUCAUCGGGGGCGAGCACAGGCUGAGGAACUACAGGUCCGUGACGUCGGUCCACGAGAUCCAUCGCGACGGCAAGGUCUGGACCGUCGUGCUUGAGUCAUACGUGGUGGACGUGCCGGGGGGCAACACUGAGGAGGACACCCGGCUGUUCGCUGACACGGUCGUGAAGCUGAACCUGCAGAAGCUCGCCGCCAUCGCAGAAGGGCUGGCACGUGACGCGGCUCAUAGUAAUAAUAACAACUCCUCGACCGACCGGUGAAGUCGUCACAGGUUUGUCAUGACCUGCAAGAAAAAAAGAAAAAAGUACAGCAGGGUCCAAUCCAAUGAAUGAAGAUACUAAUACAAAACUUUUGUUGCUCGGUUAGAUUUCGGUAUCUCUGAAUAGUUCGACAUCCGAACGAAACUGAUCUAUCGAAUCAUCGGAAACGGUAAGGAACAUUGAAUGGGGGAGUAGAAUAGAUUUCAGGAGUGAGCUAGCGAGGGUGGGUUUGAAAUUGAAUAGCGCAAAGAAGAGCAUCUUAUCUUUCUCUUUCUCUUUUGGUUUGUACAUGUGAAAACCUGUGGGCUGAGAGAUACUUGGGAGGCGGUGACACGGGCGGGGGAAGAGGGGGGAAUUUUGUGAUUGUGGACACAAGACAAGGGCAGUUCAGUCAAUGCAUGUGUACAUAUAAAUGCUUUUUUUUUAUUACAAUGGAGGUACAUGCGCCUAGUAUAUUGAAAUAAAAGGGCAAAGACAGUACAGUCCCACUGAGUAUCGAAUCCAUGACCUCUUGAUCACCAGACGAGAAGUGCGCCACUACGCUAUAUCUAUCUGCUUGCUUUGUUUUGAGUUGAAUGAAUUUUUCCUUCUUUUUUUUUCAGGAGAAUUGUUUAGUAUUUGGAUUUUAUUGAUUUGGAAAUUGGAAUGCUUGGGUUUGGAGGGGCAUUAAUUUCACAUGCAAUUGUCAAAUCUUUGCGGCUGUUCUUCUUUUUCCUUAACAACUUGCAUGUUUCUUUUUGUGGAAAUGAGGUCGAGUGACUGUGUAGAAGGAACAUAAAUAUAAAUUUUCUUGCAUA
Molecule: messenger RNA, 1524 nt
Organism: Punica granatum (pomegranate)
Lineage: Eukaryota; Viridiplantae; Streptophyta; Magnoliopsida; Myrtales; Lythraceae
Source: RefSeq, a predicted model, not a curated record